This is a messenger RNA of Harmonia axyridis, 3027 nucleotides long. Its product is annotated as rabphilin-3A. Bases 471 to 2336 code for a protein of 621 amino acids. The record is from RefSeq and is a predicted model, not a curated record. Gene Ontology annotation, biological process: intracellular protein transport. Gene Ontology annotation, cellular component: membrane. Gene Ontology annotation, molecular function: small GTPase binding. The transcript is spliced from 11 exons. NCBI's taxonomy places the organism in Eukaryota, Metazoa, Arthropoda, Insecta, Coleoptera, Coccinellidae.
GAAAUGAAAUAAAUGUUUUUCAACUUUCGUAUGGCUGAAAUGUAGAGCGAAACAUUUCUAACCUCGAAAGGGGCGCUUUGAAAGUGUGAUAUUUAAAAUAUGUUCUUCACAUGGAGGUCUUCCAGGAUUAUAAUUCGCAAAACAUUGUUUCCAUAAGUGGAAUUGAAUAAUCUGUUUACAAUGAGGUGAUAUCAAUCACACAGUGAAUCACAUAUCAUAAACUGUGCAUUUUAUUUGCUGUCUGAUAUCAACUAGAUUUCCACCAGGGGGAAAUAUCGAUCAUACAGAACCUCCCCUCUACCUAUCUUCUUCCGGAGCAACAGGCGUCAAAUAUCAACAGGCGUCUCAUGGCGUCACUUUAGUUUCAACGAGUUGGUGAUGGUGAAGCUCAGUUCUUACAAAAUUCUAUUGACAUAUGUUGAAGGUAGAUUUUAUGUUGAGGAAAACAUGCAAAAGAUUAACCUUCACUGAUGGACUGUGGAACGCCACCAAGCCCUUCUAGUAGAUUCGUAUGCCCAAAUGAUAGACAGUUAGCUCUUCGUGCCAAAUUGAAGACAGGAUGGAGUAUUAAGACUGGCUCCCUAGGGUAUCAAACCCCCUCUACUUCCAGACAACCCUUACAACCAGACGAACAAGAAGCAAUCAUCGCCGUUAUCAAAAGGGCCGAGGAGCUUGAAUUAAACGAACAAGAAAGGGUAGGAUGUCUCAUACAACGCUUGGAAAACAUGCGUCGCAAAGUUAUAGGACGGAAUCCAUCGCAGUGUCUUCUCUGCGCAGAUGGUUUUGGUAUCCUCAAAUCCCAGAAGCUGGUUUGUAUAGAUUGUAAAAAGCCUGUCUGUCAGAAGUGUGCAAUUGAUUCUUGUGGUUCUAAACAUUGUUGCUCCAAAGACCAUUGGCUUUGUAUGAUCUGCUCAGAAAGUAGGGAAAUAUGGAAAAAAUCAGGAGCUUGGUUUUUUAAGAGCAUCCCCAAAUACAUUCUACCAAACGACCACAAUGUCUUGAAGAAAGGUAGUACAAGAUCUCUUAGAGAUGACGACAGCAGUAGUGAUGACGACUUUAAAUUGAGGAAGAGGAACCAAAGGAGACAUUCCAGCUCUGAAAGUCCAAAUGAUCUUAAGGACCAUUCUCCGCAUCCCCCUUCAUUGUCCAGUCAGCCCAAUAGCUCAAGUCCAGGUAGCUCAACGUAUUCCAAAAUGCCGGACUUCCUUAAGCCUUACCCGAGCAUUUCGACAACUUUCGACUCCAAGUCUGAAGACUCUGACAGAGAUAUUAAGACAGGACAUAGCACUGAACUUUCCGAUCAUGACAAAAGGGGCCUAAUGGGUAGUAGAAGUUUGACAGAUUGGCCGUGGAGUGACAGCAGGAAUGAAGGAAGGGUAUCACCAAGUACUUGUAGUACAAGCAGUGGAACUUUCAGGAGCCUAAGUGAAGAACACAAAGAACCAAAGCCAGUUCUCGAUCUAUCAUUAGGAACUAUGGACUUAUCAUUAACUUAUGACCCUAAUAAUUCAACCCUCCAUUGCACUAUCUACAGGGCGAAGAAUCUGAUCCCAAUGGAUAUGAAUGGCCUAGCAGACCCUUACUGUAAAGUAAAUAUACUACCAACUACGAAAACAGCAACGAGAUUACGCACAAAAACAAUUCACAAAACGAAAAAUCCCGAAUUCAACGAGAAUUUAACUUUUUACGAUAUUUCUGAGGAUGAUCUCAUGAAAAAGAGCCUCCAUAUAAUUGUAGUUGAUGAAGAUAAAUAUGGACAUGAUUUCAUGGGGGAAACAAGAAUAAAUUUGGCGAAGCUCAAAGUUCAGAACACCAUGUAUCUGACCCUCGCUUUACAAAAUACUACUUUUCAACAAAUAGGACCCGUACCUGCCCCUGAACUUUGCCAGUGGUUCGAUGAUAUGUGGUCCAGAGGGCAGAUACUGCUCUCCCUGUGCUACAAUACAAGAAGACGGUCUCUACUGGUAACUGUGAUUAAAUGUGCCAAUCUUCUACCGAUGGACAAUAAUGGAUUUUCUGAUCCUUUCGUUAAACUACAACUUCGACCAGACCCCCACCAUAAAAAGCACAAAACCACUGUAAAGUGGAAGGAACUCAAUCCUGUAUGGAAUGAAGAGUUCUUCUUCGAGACUCGACCAACAGAACUUUGCACUCAAAGCCUCUACAUCACCGUCUAUGAUAAGGAUUACGGCAAAAGCAACGAUUACCUUGGAGGUUUAGUCUUAGGUGGCCUUGGUUCUAAGGGGCAACGUCUCAAGCACUGGCUCGACAUGAUCAAGUACCCAGAUCAUCACCACAAAUGCUGGCACAAUCUAAGCGAGGAAAUUCCCAAAUGAACAGAACUAAUCAUGAAACCACAUAAUGCUAACCUAAAUUUAAUUCUGAUGGGAUCAGUUCAGCAGUUUUUGAGGGGAUAAAAUCCACAAAGCUUUUAAUGCUGUUGCUACUUCGUGAAAUUGUCUUCUAGAUAAUUUCUGCUUCAUGUGACUUGUUUGGGUUGUGAAUAUGCUCAAUUCUUCCAGUAGCAAGUUUGUUAGUAUGUUGUGAUAAUAAAACCAACAUACAUAAAUACAAAUGAAUAUCUCAACAUUCAAAACUGCCUUAAGCGAAUGUAUACAUUUUUUCUACAUCUCUCGUUGACUCUUUUUAUUUUGAAAAGCCUAAGCCUUUCACAUACAAUAUGAAACUACAUUUUAUAGUAGUAAGAAGAACAUUGUCGAAAAUGAAUUAGUGAAAAAAACAUUAGAUUGGUGUCUAUUGUCUAUUUUUGUAAAUGGAUCUUAAUAUAAUUUGUAACUGUAACCUUUGCUAUGGCUUAAAAUUUAACAUCCUAAUGUCUAAUGUUAUUUACUAUGUCUAAUACUUUUCUUCAUUGUUAUCCUUAUUUUCAGAGCGAUACUUUUAUAUGCCUUUACACUCGAUAAAGUGAGAGUUAACUGAAAACUUCUACUUUGUGUUGUAUCCAAAAAUUGUCAAGUUGUUUGUUAUGAGGAAAAUAUAUGGUUUUAAAGGCAUUCAGAAUUUUAU